UUUCUUAUUUCCCUUUCUUAUUUCCCGUAAGGGAAAUUUCUUUCCCUUGCAGAUAGGAAGAGCAAAUGAAGAGACAUACUGGCACCUGAUUAGGCUGUGCUUCUAAUAGGGACAUUAUUCUAGAGAAAUUUUAGUGUAAGUUCACCUGAGAGAGUGAAUUCUGAGAAUAUUGGCUUAGUAGAGAGGCUAGAUGAAGGUACAGUGAUUUCUCUCUUACAUUCGUUGGAAGUGGUUAGGGCUUAGUGCGAGAUGGUCAGAACAAACAUUUGAUUUUAAAAUGGUUUAUUUUGUACCCAAAGAGUAUAUACUUCCUUAGCAAUUUAGUAAUGUAAGUAUAGCAUCUAUAUUAUGCAUGCAAAUGGUAAGACUUUCUUUCAUUAGAAGUACACUUCCUUUAGCUAGGGGGCUGAUGGAAUUGGUUUGAGUAAUCUGCACAGAAUUAUGCAUAAUCCUUUAUAAAGGUUGGGUGUUCAAAUACAUACAGCUCUUGAUCCUGAUAUCAGUAAAAUAGAACAUACCUCAAAAAGUGAAACCUCACUUUUGUGUAUCUCAGGGAGUUGAUGGCGCCAAAGUGUAGAUGCAGUAGAAAUUCCAAGGUGUCCCUCCUUGGCAGAGAGACUUUUGAACAGGGAAGAAGCUUGAUGGUAUCAGACCCCCUCCAAAGGUGUUAUUUCAAAGUAUAAAAAAGUAGCACCUACUCCUAAGUGAUAACUGGUACUUUUUAAUGAGCCGUGGUAACAUAUUGAAAGUCUUUGUAAAUACUUAAACAGUAAUUUGUGCUGUCUCAGUCUCCCUCAAUCAUGUUGAAUUAUAGAUAAUAAUGUGUGUCCAAAAACUUUUCAUCUACCUGUGUUUAUUAGUAAAAGCAGUAUUGGCAUAAUCUGUGUUUUACUAAAGGAUAAAGCAUUGAAAUGCAUGCGCUUUUCCUUAGUUCAUUAUUUAGGAUGAAAGAUUAUACUGUUGGUAGGGAAGGGGAAGGUUGAUGAAGAGUUGUAGGUUAACAGCUCAUUGCGUAGCAGGUGUUUAUAGCAGGGACUUGGCUUGUAUGACCAUGGGACUCUCUCUUGAGCUGCAGGGACUGCUAAGACGGCACAGUAUCCACCUGACCAAGUGGAACAAGAGGAUCUUUGCCAGUAGUCUGACUAAACUGGUAUUUAGACUAGGACUUAGGAAAGAGGUGAUGACCCUCAAAUCAAGAGGAAAAACUGGUGGACUGAGCUGGUAAACUGAGGAUGAGGAUGAUGUGGAGAGGAGUCCUUGAAAACGACUAAUCAGAGAAGAUAGAAGGCCACACAUGGUGUGAUAGGUGUACAGUUGGUGGUUACCAUGGUAAUGGCUAGUGUCAUACAGAAGAUCAUACCUCACUAUUCUCUUGCUCGUUGGCUUCUCUGUAGUGGCAGAUUUUUUUUCUUUAGCUUACAGUGGUAUCAACAUCCCACUGAAGAAGAACUGCGGAUUCUUGCAGGGAAGCAAAGAGGGAAGAGUAAAAAAGAUAGAAAAUAUAAUGGUCAUAUUGAAAACAAGCCCUUAACCAUUCCAAAAGAUAUUGAUCUUCAUCUGGAAACAAAAUUUGUAACAGAAAGGGACACUAUUGCGUUGCAUUACUUUCCAGAAUAUCAGUGGUUGGUGGAUUUCACUGUUGCAGCUACAGUUGUGUAUGUGGUGACAGAAGCCUAUUACAGCAUUAUGAAGCCCUCACAAGAAAUGAAUAUCAGCAUAGUGUGGUGUCUGCUUGUCCUGGCUUUUGCCGUUAAGAUACUGUUUUCACUGACUACCUAUUAUUUCAAAGUUGAGGAUGGAGGUGAAAGAUCAGUCUGUGUCACCUUUGGUUUUUUCUUCUUUGUGAAAGCAAUGGCAAUACUCAUUGUGACAGAAAACUAUCUAGAGUUUGGAUUGGAAUCAGGAUUCUCGAAUUUCUCAAAAAGUGCUAUGCAGUUUCUUGAAAAACAAGGUUUGGAAUCCCAGGGUCCUGUGUCUAAACUAACCUUCAAAUUGUUCCUGGCUAUUCUAUGUUCACUUAUUGGUGCUUUUUUGACAUUCCCUGGCUUGCGACUGGCUCAAAUGCAUCUGGAUGCUCUGAAUUUAGCAACAGAAAAAAUAACACAGACAUUGCUGCAUAUAAACUUCUUGGCACCUUUAUUUAUGGUUCUUCUGUGGGUAAAACCAAUCACUAAGGACUACAUUAUGAGCCCACCUUUAGGAAAAGAGACCAUUCCUUUAAUGUCAGAGGAUACAUUUGAUACCAUCAGAUUGUGGAUUAUAAUCCUGUUGUGUGUUUUACGGUUGGCUAUGAUGCGUCAUCAUUUACAAGCCUAUCUGAAUUUAGCCCAGAAAAGUGUGGAUCAGAUGAAAAAGGAAGCUGGUAGAAUAAGUAUGGUUGAAUUACAGAAAAUGGUGGCUCGGGUAUUCUAUUAUCUCUGUGUAAUUGCACUGCAAUAUGUUGCACCAUUGGUAAUGCUCCUUCACACAACUCUGCUCUUGAAAACACUAGGCAAUUACUCUUGGAUCAUCUACCCGGGAUUGAAUUCUGACACUCCAGUAGAAGACAAAUUGCUUCCCAAUUCCGUUUAUUCUGAGUCUUCACCUGCUGAUGGAAAGAUGAAAGUAACUGUAGUACAAAUAACAAUGGCUCUGGGAAGCCUGAAGAAUAUUUUCACUCCUCUCCUGUUCCGAGGACUCCUGUCUUUCCUCACCUGGUGGAUUGCUGCUUGCCUUUUUUCUACAAGCCUUUUUGGGCUCUUCUAUCACCAAUACCUGACUGUGGCGUGAACAAGUUAACUGACAGAGCAAGUGUCAGGUCAGAUUCUAGAUACAAACCCAGGUACCAAGAGGAGAUGAAGAGAAAAGAAAACUAUAUAUGUGAAGAGAAAACAUAUCAUAAUUAUUUUUAAACACUUUCUUGGGGUUCUCAGGGUGAAUAAUCUUAAAAUGUUUAAAAUUGCAACUGGGUUUAUUAUUUUUGUUACCCAAAUGGUAGGUAACUAAUUCAAUUACAGUCCUGAGACUGGCUGACAUUAUUGUGUUGUAGAUGGUGGUAAGCAUGCUAAAAAGAUGUGACCUCUGAGUAUCUUGGUUUCCAUAAAUAGAAAGCCAAACUCAAAAA
Molecule: messenger RNA, 3103 nt
Organism: Sturnus vulgaris (Common starling)
Lineage: Eukaryota; Metazoa; Chordata; Aves; Passeriformes; Sturnidae
Gene: TMEM161B
Product: transmembrane protein 161B
Source: RefSeq, a predicted model, not a curated record